CGAGCCUAUUCCCGACAUUCGUUGUUGACCUUUUUUGCUAAAAUUACAGUAGUUCGAUACCUAAUACUCCUACACUCGUUCAUCACUUAAUUUUCAAGAAACAACCCAAUCCGUCACAAUGAAGAGCUUCACCUCCGUCCUCGUCGCCGGCUUCGCUGCCCUGGCCCAGGCUGUUCAGCUUACCAACACCAACUUCAACGUCCAGGCUGGUCAAGCUUUCGAGAUCACCUGGUCUGAUGCCUCUGGACCCGUCACUCUCACCCUGAAGAACGGCCCCAGCAACGACCUCAAGACCGUCUCCACCAUCGCCUCUGGCCAGAGUGGUACCUCCUUCUCCUGGACUCCGUCCUCAACCCUCCCCAGUGACCAGUACGCCAUCGAGAUCUCGGAUUCUACUGGCACUCCCAACUACUCUGAGCAGUUCACCCUGACCACCUCCGUCACUGCUUCCGCCUCCGUCUCCUCGGCCUCUGCCUCUGCCUCUGCCUCCGCUUCCGCCUCCGCCUCCAUCACCACCACUGUCUCUGCUUCCACCAUCACCUCUUCCGCUUCUGCCUCCUCCGCCUCUGCUGAGAGCAGCUCGGCCUCCUCCGCUGCUAACUCCACCGCUGCCUCGACUGUCUCCACCAGCACCCGCGCUAGCACCCGCACCAGCGCUACCAGCUCUUCUACCAGCUCUCCUACCACCGUCCCCGGCAGUGACGCUGUCCGCAUGGGCUCUCCCAUUGCUCUGAUCGGCCUUACCGUCGCCGCCAUGCUCUACUUCCAGUAAGCUGGUGGCUGUCGGGGAUGUUUGGGCUAUCUCAGCCCAAUGAAUGGUAUAUGAUGCGACCAAAGGUUUAUAAUACAGUAAUGCGAUCCAAGAACGAACAGGACCAGGAGUUGCAUUUCACAUGAAGCAAGCGGAUCGAGUUGCAAAUCGCUCUCGAGGAUAGGGGAUGAUGAAGUAAACAUUGUGUGUUACUCGGGCCUAUCGGAAAACUUUGGUUCUGUAAACAAUCAAUUAGCAACUCAAUACAUCGUUGCCUUUCCA
Molecule: messenger RNA, 1033 nt
Organism: Colletotrichum godetiae
Lineage: Eukaryota; Fungi; Ascomycota; Sordariomycetes; Glomerellales; Glomerellaceae
Product: Ser-Thr-rich glycosyl-phosphatidyl-inositol-anchored membrane family-domain-containing protein
Exons: 3
Coding region: 119-772 (217 amino acids)
Source: RefSeq, a predicted model, not a curated record